AUGUCUCAAUAUUUUCAUCAUAUGCCAGAACCAAUACACUACCCUCCUCCUCCUCCAACACCACCUAAUUCGACUUAUCCAUACACGCAUACUGGUUUAGGAAAAACUUCAACCUACUAUAAUGAUAAUGAAAGACAAUCAUAUGAACCUCAACAUGCAUCUUACAUGACGCCACAAGCUAGCUAUCCUCAACCUCCAAGUUUUGAAGAAGCUGUGAAUAGUGGUAGUGAUAGCGCUCAUAUCAAAUUUAAUCAAAGGCCAAAAUAUCAAGAUUUAUGGGCUGCUGUCUUAUUUAUGUUAAAUCUUCUGGCAUUCAUUGUUAUAUCCGCGGUUUCUCUAAGUAAUUACGCGAUCAUACAACGUCAAGCUCGUACUCCCGUUGAAAGUGUAACUUUAAAUUGGAGUACCAUUUGGCUUUUAAUGUUUUGUGUUGGAAUUGGAUUCGUGUUAAGUACAGCGGCAUAUCAAGUCUGGUAUCCAGCUGCGUGUAAGCAAACACACAGAACGCCAGCAUCAAAUCCAAAUUGUCAUGACGGCCAAUUUAUUGUCAUUGUCAUAUUCUUACUAUUUACAUACUAUUGGGUGUCUCAAGUAAUUCAAACUUUUAUUCAUGUCACAACUUCUGGCGUAUUUGCUUCCUAUUAUUUUCUUGAGGGAACUCCUCAAGGUGUCUCAUCUUUACCUACCUUAAAAAGUGCAAAAAGGGCAGCGACUACCAGCUUUGGGAGUAUUUGCUUUGGAAGUUUGUUAGUUGCCAUAUUACAAGUUAUUCGUGAACUUUUGAGAUCUCUGGCUCAGGACACCGACAAUCCAUUAGGCGCGUUCUGUGCCGCUUGUGCAGCCGCAUUAGUUGGAUAUAUCGAUGCAUUAUUAGAAUAUUUCAAUUUUUACGCAUAUACGCAAGUAGCGAUUUACGGAAAGUCAUUCUGUGAUGCGGUAAAUAUGUCGUGGAAAAUUAUUGUGGCAGAUGAAGCUGAAACCUAUUUUUUAAUGUUUGGGUUAGGAUUUGGAAUAAAAUUGCUAACAGCAAAGGAUACUUGGACUAUGAUUCAGGAUCGCGGCGUUGAGGCCGUUAUUAACGAUAACCUUAUCGGCACUGUGAUUAUAAUGGGUAUUGCGCUACUAUAUUUUAUUUAUAAUAUACAGUCGAUGCUCUCUCCAAAUGCAAAAAAGUAA
Cetraspora pellucida is the source of this 1176-nucleotide messenger RNA. The record is from the annotation of a GenBank genome assembly. NCBI's taxonomy places the organism in Eukaryota, Fungi, Glomeromycota, Glomeromycetes, Diversisporales, Gigasporaceae.